Electrophorus electricus (electric eel) is the source of this 446-nucleotide messenger RNA. Its product is annotated as surfeit locus protein 4-like. Lineage: Eukaryota; Metazoa; Chordata; Actinopteri; Gymnotiformes; Gymnotidae. Gene Ontology annotation, cellular component: membrane. The record is from RefSeq and is a predicted model, not a curated record.
AAUGUGUACAUUUGCAUGUGUGUUUUUGGUAAAUCUGACACAUUUAUCGACCUUAUUUUCAGACAGUUGCGUACAGUAUCCUAUGGGAUUUAAAGUUUUUGAUGAGGAACAUGGCUCUGGGCGGUGGACUGCUGCUCCUCCUGGCUGAGUCACGGUCAGAUGGCAAGAGCAUGUUUGCAGGUGUGCCCUCGAUGGGCGAGAGCGAGCCAAAACAGUACAUGCAGCUGGGCGGCCGAGUGCUGCUCGUCCUCAUGUUCAUGACGUUACUGCACUUCGACUCCAGCUUCUUCUCGAUCCUGCAGAACAUGGUGGGUACAGCGCUCAUCAUCCUGGUGGCUGUCGGCUUCAAGACCAAACUGGCCGCCCUCACCUUGGUGGUGUGGCUCAUGGCCAUCAACGUGUACUUCAACGCCUUCUGGACUGUACCCACCUACAAAUAUAUAUAU